Thrips palmi is the source of this 1798-nucleotide messenger RNA. Its product is annotated as kelch domain-containing protein 4. Lineage: Eukaryota; Metazoa; Arthropoda; Insecta; Thysanoptera; Thripidae. The transcript has 10 exons. Bases 122 to 1702 code for a protein of 526 amino acids. The record is from RefSeq and is a predicted model, not a curated record. Gene Ontology annotation, molecular function: protein binding.
GAGGUAGCUAGUUAACUCCUCUGAGUUGUGUGUGUCGUCGACCCGGGUCCGGACCUCGGUACGCUGUGUGUUCUGUGUGUUUUCUACCAGGCUGCCACGCGGGAAAGGAGAUUCCAGCAAAAUGGGCAAGAAAGACAAGAAGGGAAAGAAAGGAAAGGGAGCCGAAAAGACAGCCGCUAAAACAGAAAAGAAGUUGACCGCUAAACAAAAGAAGGAUCUCGCAGCCAAAGGGGAGGACGACAUUGAAAGUAUUCUUGCUCAAAUUGAAGCUGAAGAUCGCAAACGUGUUGAAGUCGUUGAACAUGUGGUUGACCCACCAUCUAGAAGGAUCAACUUCUCCCUUGUCGCUCAUCCAGAGAAGGAGGAACUCAUACUCUUUGGGGGAGAGUAUUUCAACGGCCAGACGACAAUGCUAAACAACGAUAUGUUUGUUUACAAUAUACCACGAAAUGAAUGGAAGAUCCUGAAGGCUCCUGCUGGUGCACCACCAAGAAGUGCCCACCAAAUGGUUGCUGUCGCUGCCAAUAAGGGACAACUGUGGGUGUUUGGAGGAGAGUAUGCAAGCCCAACACAGUCUCAAUUUUAUCACUACAAAGAUUUAUGGGUUUAUCACAUAGCCGCUAAAAAAUGGGAGAAAAUCAAUGCUCCUGGUGGCCCAUCAGCAAGAAGCGGUCAUCGGAUGGUUUGCGUCAGGAAGCAUCUUGUUGUGUUUGGAGGGUUCCAUGAUAAUUUGCGAGACUGUAAAUAUUUCAAUGAUGUUUAUGCUUUUGACCUUGAAAACUACACGUGGAAGAAGAUAGUCCCCACAGGUACACCUCCUGCUCCUCGGUCUGCCUGCCAGAUGAUUCCUCUAGCUGAUGGAAAAAUUCUUGUCAGUGGUGGUUACAGUAAAGAACGUGUUAAGAAAGAUGUUGAAAAAGGCACAGUACAUACAGACAUGUUCCUUCUGUCUCCUGAGAAACAUGACCAAACUUUCUUGAAGUGGAAAUGGCAGCCAAUUAAGCAAGGUGGAAUGAAACCGUCACCAAGGUGUGGAAUGGCUAUCACAAUCGGCGCUGCCAAUAAGGCCUAUGCCUUUGGAGGGGUCUUUGACACUGAGGAAGAUGAGGAGAAUCUUGCUGGAGUUUUCUUCAACGAUUUAUAUGUGCUAGAUACUGAGAGAACAUCAUGGCGUACAGUUACCUUAAGUGGUAAAAAAGACACUGCUGCACCUAGCCGAAGAAGAAGAAAGCCAAAAGAAGGUGAUGAUAUGGACUGUGAGGAUGACAGUGAGGGCUCUGAUAAUGAAGCUGAAAUGGAAGUUGAAACACCUACAGUAACGACCAUCUCAGAUGAUGGAGUUUUCACAGUCACUGUGGGGCCUGCUCUUACCCAAGCUACUUCAUCUGAUAGUCAAGAAACAGGAACUGUAGCAAAUAUUUUUGUUCCCUCUCCCAGAAGUAGUUGUGGGCUGGUUGUUAAGCAUGGUGUACUUUAUUUAUUUGGUGGUAUGAAAGAAGAUGGAGAUCGUCAAUUUACUUACAAUGACUUCUAUUCCUUAGAUUUGCACAAAUUAAAUGAGUGGAAAAUAAUAAUACCCAACGACCAGAGCAGUGAAGAAUGGUUUGCAUCUGACAGUGAAGAAGGUAGUGAUGAUAGUGAAGGAAGUGAUAGCGAUAGUGAUAGUGAGGAUGAAGAUGAGGAUGAUAUGGACGUUGAAUGAAUUUAAAAGAAUAAGUUUGGGUCAGAGUGAUAUUGUUAGGGAACAAAACCAACAUUAAAAUCUCUUUGCAUAUGUGCAAGGCACUAGAACAAAAUG